CGCAGAACAUUUCGCCGCUAUCCACGUUUUGGUCUGUCUCUCUUUACGUUUAGCAGAAACACGUUAGUUAUUUGAAGGAUAAAUCAUUUUUGCACCGGCAGCAUAAUACUUUUGGAAUUUUACGCAAUGAAACAUAAGAAAUCCGCCAAAAAAGCCAACACCAACCUAACCCAUAUCUACCUGAACGAUAAGAACAUUACCCAAAUUACGAGGAUCUACCCAACGAAACGCAUCCUGGUGCUAUACCUCCACAACAACCAAAUAUCGCGAAUCGAAAAGCUCGGAGCCUUUACGCAUCUCACCCACCUGUACCUUCAGUGGAACAACAUCCGAAAGGUGGAGAAUCUGGACAGUUUGAAGAACCUCAAGCAACUCUAUCUGGGAUACAACAAAAUCGCUCGGUUGGAAAACUUGGGCAACCUCAAGAAGCUGGAACAGGUCCAUGUGGAACGGCAGUUGCUGGAGGGUGCGGCCCGGUUCGAAUUUGACGCUGACUGUAUGAAGGCGCUGGCUAACCAUCUCAAAGUGCUAAACAUCAAAAAGCUCAAACUCACUCACAUGACCGCUCUCGAGCCUCUGUGGAAGCUGGAAGUUUUGUUGGCCUCCGAGAACAAUUUUAAAACCACCGAAGAUAUCAAUCCCGUAAUCAGCGCACUUUACUCACUCCGAGUGUUGGACCUCCAAGGAUGUUUCGCCCAAAAGGAUGUACACUACCGGGAGAAGAUAACGGCGGCCGCCGGUCACAAGCUAUUACUCCUGGACGGCAAGAUGAUCUCCCAAUCGACGCGCAACUUCAUCAAGAACUUCCAAACGAUCAAGCUAGAGAAGAAACGUCGUGCCGUUGCAAGCGAGGAGGAAAAAGCGAAAACGGCCGACAACUCCAAAUCCUCUCUGGACAGCGGCGGCGGCAGUGCAGCAGCGGGGGGUGACGCCGUAUUCCCCUGCCACAUCGGAGCACACUUCCCAGCGAACUCUCUGUUCCAAGUUACCUCCCGGCGUCAGAAUGGUCCGAAGGUGCCCCGGAAACCGGUUCUUCGCUCGCCAAUACUGCUGAAAACAAUGUCGGCAACGUUCGGCGACGAGUUGCUUCGCCGAGUGCAGCUGAGGACGGAUGCUAAUGCAGCAGUAGCAGGUAGUGAUCAUGGCGUUAUGUUGCAGGGGAAAGUCAUGAAGGCGGAGAUUCCGGUUUUCAAGGAGAAAAUUCGCGUCCAGCGAAAGAUGCAGUCGCUUCCGUCGAUCGAUUAACAACGCGAUUCUGUGCGUUUCGAUUGUUUUUUUGUACCGUGUGUGCCCUUAUAGUAGCAAAUGCAAGACGUUUCUGACGUAAACGACGAACAGAGAGUAGAAUUUGUUCGGAUGAAAGAAAAACCCUACCUCGCGUUG
Toxorhynchites rutilus septentrionalis is the source of this 1383-nucleotide messenger RNA. RefSeq names its product protein phosphatase 1 regulatory subunit 42-like. NCBI's taxonomy places the organism in Eukaryota, Metazoa, Arthropoda, Insecta, Diptera, Culicidae. The coding region runs from base 127 to 1245 and encodes 372 amino acids. The transcript is spliced from 4 exons. The record is from RefSeq and is a predicted model, not a curated record. Gene Ontology annotation, molecular function: protein binding.